AUGCCCAUGUACAUCAUGAUCCCCAUCGUGGCUGCCCGCUGGACCGGUGGCGCCAGACCUUUGCAGCUGGCCUUCUCCGUGUAUCCGUUGCGCCUGGCCACCGGGCCUUUGACUGCGAUCUUGGCUUUCUACACCCCUGCCUCUGUCUCUCCUAUCCCUUGGAUCUUCUACACUCUCCUGGUCUUUGUCAUUGCCGCCGCCGCCACCACCUCAGAGUUGAUGUUCGUGUCGCAGAUGGCCUUCUUCGCACACGUGAGCGAUCCAGCCUUGGGUGGUACAUAUAUGACCUUGCUGAACACCAUGGGCAACCUCGGUGGCCGCUGGCCGCCCACUGCCGCUUUCUUCUUGGUGGAUGUCUUGAGCUGCGAGAGUGAGAGCUGCUGGAUGAAGAUGGAUGGCUUCUAUACGGUCGACGUGUCGACGAAGCCCAGCGAGUCGGAACCGCAAAACAAGCGCGCAGCGCGCCGCGGCAGCGCGCCGCGGCAGCGCUCUGCGGCGCUUUAUGCGGCGAGGGUGCUUUUUGGCCGAGGUUUAGGUUGGGAGUCUCGGAUCUCUCAGCCCCACGCCUUGGUUCCCUAUGGUUGUCACAUGGGUGUGAAUGGGGAGACUGAGGCCAGACUGCUCGAGGUCAGUGGUGACAGUCCAGCCACAGAUGUGCGCCUCCAGGAGACGGAGAUGAGCUCGGUGGUGCCUACGGUGCCCAAGGUCAAGAAGUCCUGGCCGUCACCAGACACCGAGGACGAGACUGAGGGUGAGGAGUCUCCUGAGGGCGCCGCGAGCAGAGGUGUCACAGCCAGCGGUGCUGACACGACCGUGGUAGACACAGCCGGCAGCAAGACCAGCAGGAGAUGGACGAAGUGGCCGCGUGGAUAUGCGCUGUGCAUCUUCAGUGAGGGCAACUGCAUCAGGAGGGUGUGCAAGGGCAUCCUGUCCUUUGAGGUGCAAAUCCAGGGCGACUCCUUCAAGGUCUUUGAUAACAUGAUCCUCCUGUGUAUUCUGGUCUCCUGUAUUGGCAUGGCCAUCGACUCUCCUUUGGCCGAUCCCAAGGCCCCCAUGACCCAGGUGAUUCGUGGAGCCAACUACUUGUUCACCGCACUCUUUGGUGCAGAGAUGGUCAUCAAACUCAUCGCGCUGGGCCUGAUUUGGAGCGAAGAUGCCUAUUUGAAGAACGGAUGGAACAUCCUGGACGGAGUGGUGGUCAUCACAAGCGUGGUGGACCUCACCGUGGACAGUGGCACAGGCUUCUUGAAGGGCGUGCGAAUCCUGCGCGCCUUCCGCCCCUUGCGGAUCAUCUCCAGGAACCAGAACCUGCGGGUGGUGGCUCAGACCAUUUUUGCAUCCUUGCAGGAUCUCUUCAGUCUGAUGGUCGUGGCCCUGCUCUUCUUGCUGAUUUUUGCGCUCUUUGCUUGUAGCUUCCUCUCUGGAAGGAUGUACCACUGCGAGACAGAGGAAUCCAUCCUCUUGCUCCGAGACGCGGGAGACUUCCGGACGCCGCUCUGCCUGGGCGCGCCCAGCAACCCGCAGAGCGUCGCGUUGAGCUCCUGCCCGAACGGCGCUCGGGACCCGAACAACACCAACGCAUGGGUGGAGAAUGGCUGCAGCAGCUGUGCGUCCGAUCUCCAUGUCUCGUGGUCCAGAGCUGCAGUUGAUACACCGAUCUGCCUGGGACGUUGUGACCCAGAGACCACUCCGGACGAUGUCGUGGAGCGGCGUCCUCCGGAAUGGCUUUGCCCCAGGAUGGACUGA
Durusdinium trenchii is the source of this 1746-nucleotide messenger RNA. The record is from the annotation of a GenBank genome assembly. Lineage: Eukaryota; Dinophyceae; Suessiales; Symbiodiniaceae.